UGCGCUGAGAUGGACUCCACUGCUGAUAAACUCAUAAAGAGUCAUUUGUUCUUCCCAUAAACAGUAUCCUUUGCGGAAUCCCGCCAGUCCUACUCACUUGAAGCAAAUCGACUUUACUACCCAAUGAGCACUAGAUGGCGCUGCGCCACGACCAUCUGCUUCGUCUUCGCUGGACACGGAUCUCCUCUUUCAGGUGUUGUUGUUUGAUCCCUUCCGGUCUCCGUACAGGAAUUCCAGGCGUGUGACGUCAUCGUCUGCACAAGGCGCUUGGGUUGAUCGGCUCGACGUGUCCGGAUCGGAUGUGUCCGGAUCAACUGGGCUUGUGUUCAUCCCCGAGACAGUGCCGUAGAUGCGCGGCUCGCAUACUCCACAUAUCUGGACCAGGAUGUGAACUUCUGUUUCAACACAACCAGCAAUUAGAUGGACGAACAAGAAGAUACGGCAGGACGUGUGUGUUCGGCAUGUGGAGGAAGGGUUCAGGAUGCUUUCCACUUGAAGGUCCUUAAAGACAUUUGGCACAACGCUUGUUUUCGGUGCUCUGAGUGCUGUGAUCUCCUUACCAACUGGUACUAUGAGCGGAACGGGAGCCUGUACUGCAGGAAGCACUACUGGGAGAAGUUCGGAGAGCUGUGUCAUGGCUGUUCUUUGCUCAUGACUGGACCAGCUAUGGUCGCCGGGGAGUACAAGUACCAUCCAGAGUGUUUUGUGUGUCUCAGCUGUAAAGUUGUGAUCGAGGAGAGGGACACAUAUGCCCUGGUGGAACGCUCCAAACUCUACUGUGGUAAAUGCUAUAAACAGGAGGUCCUGGCUCGAUGCUGGAGAGGCGCGGCGCGGCCGACGCUUGUCCCUGAGUCUCUGCCCCACACAGUCACACUCCUCUCCAUGCCGGCAGCAGCCAACGGCAAGCGGGGCUUCACCGUCAGCAUGCUGCGCGACCGGGCCAGCACCACUGCUAGCGUGCAGAUCAAAGAGGUUCGUGGAAUGCUCAUCAGCCCGGAUGUCCGAAAUGCCAUCCACGUUGGUGACCGCAUCCUGGAGAUCAAUGGCCUUCCAGUUGGAACGCUGAUGGAAGAGGAGGUGGAGGAUCUCGUCCAUCGGACCAGUCAGACGCUGCAGCUGCUGAUCGAGUAUGACCCGGUCAGACAGCGACUGGACCGGCUUCGUCUGGGAAACGCCGGCAACCGGCUGGGUGUGCCCGCCUCGUCCCGCAUGCGCCUGUCUUCCCCAUCAGACGGAGUGAUCGAGCGGAAUGACGCCGAUGAGGGGACGCUGAAAAGAAGGAAUUACAGACGUAGCAACAGUAUCUGUAAGUCUCCGGGGCCGACGUCUCCCAAGGAGCACCCACAGAUGGCACGGGACAUCGGACGCUCCGAGUCCCUCCGCGCCUCCUCCAGCUGUUCCCACCGGAUCUUCCGUCCAUGUGACCUCAUCCACGGCGAGGUGCUCGGCAAGGGCUUCUUCGGCCAGGCCAUCAAGGUUACCCAUAAGGCAACGGGGGAGGUCAUGGUCAUGAAGGAGUUGAUUCGUUGUGAUGAGGAGACGCAGAAGACCUUCCUGAAGGAGGUCAAAGUGAUGAGGAGUCUAGAUCACCCCAACGUCCUCAAGUUCAUCGGCGUGUUGUACAAGGACAAGCGUCUCAACCUGAUCACGGAGUUCAUCGAGGGGGGGACCCUGAAGGACGUCAUCAGGGACAUGGACCCAUUCCCAUGGAGACAGAGGGUUAGCUUUGCCAAGGGCAUCGCUUCAGGAAUGGCGUACCUGCAUUCAAUGAGCAUCAUCCACAGAGAUCUCAACUCCCACAACUGCCUGGUGAAACUGGAUAAUACGGUGGUGGUGGCUGACUUCGGACUCUCCCGCCUGGUCAUGGAGGACAAGGUGAAGCAGCCCCCACCUGACAAGCCCACCAACAAGAAGAGGAUAUUCCGUCGCAUAGACCGCAAGAAGCGCUACACGGUGGUGGGCAACCCAUACUGGAUGGCCCCGGAGAUGCUGAACGGAAAACGCUACGACGAGAAGGUGGACGUCUUCUCCUUCGGCAUUGUGCUCUGCGAGAUCAUCGGGCAGGUUUGCGAUCCGGAGUGCCUUCGCAAGCUUGACUUUGGCCUCAACGUCGGCAUCAUGGAGAAGUUCCUCCCCGAGGACUGCCCGACCGCCUUCUUCUCACUGGCUGUGGCCUGCUGUGACCUCACUCCUGAUAGCCGACCAGCCUUCGAUAAACUGGAAGACUGUUUCGAGGCCCUUUCACUGAACCAGGAGCUGGGCAUCCCUCUCCCCGCCGAGCUCGAGGAGAUGCAGCACAGCCUGUGGAGAAUUCACGGGCCACACUCGAACGAGCUCUCGCCAAACCCCAGUCCCACUGCCCGGGCCCCGGAACAGAGCAGCGUGGACAACGGCAUGUAGCGGUUCUGGAGGAGGUCUCCACACCCACCCACACCCAUACUCCUGCUCUCAGCAAGACGGCGAAAGACGAGUCUGCUUAACCUGGUCCUGUGGAGAUUCUGGGUACGUGCGUCAGGAAUGAGGACCGACGACAACGGUGGACGAUCACCCUGGAACAGGCGCGUUGGCGUUUGGGAUUUCGAGGGCAUUCUAGAACUGCAGAUGGAGCUUUGCAGUGUUCUAACGGGCACAUUCCAGUGGUUCCAAACUUUUUGUCCUCUCUUGCAUAACAGACUUAUAUUUGAGAUUUUGGCAACAUUUUCACCAUUUGUCUCUGGAGUGCCUACAGCCGGAGGAAUCGUAACACCUGUAAAAUGAAUGUUUCCUACAUGACAUGCAGCUGCUAGCUUCUGUGAAUAGAAAAACCUACGACCGUCUCAUUACUGUCUCUUGGCUUUUUUUUUUUUUUUUAAAUAAUUAAGUCAGUGGCAUGUUACAGUGAAGAGACAUGUGUAGUACUGCUAUCUUAAUAUAUUAGAAGUCAUGAAAACAAGACUGUGCUUAAAUCACUUUGUCACUGAAUAAUAAACUUUGGCAGGUUACUUUAAUUGUGCUAUUCUGCCCCCUGGUGGUUGUUUACAUUAAUGUGCACACCUCUCCCCAGGGCCUAGGACCAAUGCCCUAUUAUAUAUAUAUAUAUAAUUUCUAUAGUGGGAGAGUCAGGGUCAAACUGACAGUUGAGAGAGCUUAAUUUUUCUUCUGCUUUUCCCACUGAUUUCUUACAGGUGUUGGUGAAAUAAGUGGUUUGAUCUUUAAUGAACCAGUUUUUAGAGCAUGUGGCACAGCGUUGUGUAUGCAAGCAGCCACCUGUGACGCAGUUAUGAUUAUAUGGCAGAGACUGGAGAUGCAGUUUUUAGCUGGUAAUAACUGGGUUUGAUGAAAUUGGUGUAAAUUUGUAUAAAGGUUGAUUGGGUAAAUCUAUGGGUUUGAAUUGCAGAAAUGUGUAGAAUGUGCAAACUUUCCUAGCAUCAGAGGUACCAAGGCGUACAAUAACGACCACGACUGUGUAUCAACGUAGCGUUUUAUAAAUAAAGUAUCAAAUGAGAAA
Molecule: messenger RNA, 3487 nt
Organism: Electrophorus electricus (electric eel)
Lineage: Eukaryota; Metazoa; Chordata; Actinopteri; Gymnotiformes; Gymnotidae
Source: RefSeq, a predicted model, not a curated record